CGCCACCGCUGCUGCCAGGACCACUGGCCCCUGCCCACCGCGCGUGGACCACGCUCUCCAAGAUGCAGUCUCCGGACCCCGAGGAGUUCCUGGUCGAUGAGGAGGAUGACAUUUUUGGAGAAGGACUGCCGGCCAGACUCCCGGAGAUCAUGCUGGUGGGGGCCCAGGCCUGCUCGCCCGGGGGGCCCAAUGGCAUCAUCCGCAGCCAGUCGUUCGCGGGGUUCAGCGGCCUUCAGGAGAGGCGGUCCAGGUGUAACUCCUUCAUCGAAAAUUCUUCUGCUGUCAAGAAGCCUCAGGCCAAACUGAAGAAAAUGCACAACUUAGGACACAAAAACAGCAGCCCGCCCAAGGAGCCGCAGCCGGGGAGGGUGGAGGAGGUGUACCGGGCCGUGAAGCGGGGGCUCGACGAGUACCUGGAGGUCCACCAGACGGAGCUGGACAAGCUGAAUGCUCAGUUAAAGGACAUGAAGAGGAACUCGCGCCUGGGCGUCCUCUACGACCUGGACAAGCAAAUUAAAACGAUUGAAAGAUACAUGAGACGCCUGGAGUUCCACAUUAGCAAGGUGGACGAGCUCUACGAAGCCUACUGUAUCCAAAGGCGCCUCCAGGACGGGGCCAGCAAAAUGAAGCAAGCCUUCGGCGCGUCGCCCGCCAGCAGGGCCGCCCGGGAGAGCCUGGCGGAGGUGCACCGGAGCUACAAAGAGUACACGGAGAACAUGUGCACCAUCGAGGCGGAGCUGGAGGGUCUGCUGGGCGAGUUCUCCAUCCGGAUGAAAGGUCUGGCCGGCUUCGCGCGCCUCUGUCCCGGAGACCAGUACGAGAUUUUCAUGAAGUACGGCCGACAGCGGUGGAAGCUGAAAGGCAAAAUCGAAGUCAACGGCAGGCAGAGCUGGGACCGCGAGGAGAUGGUGUUCCUGCCCCUGAUCACUGGGCUCAUCUCCAUCAAGGUCACAGAGGUCAAAGGGCUGGCGACCCACCUCCUGGUGGGCAGCGUGACCUGCGAGACCAAAGAGCUGUUUGCAGCCGAACCGCAGGCGGUGGCCGUUGACAUCAACGACCUGGGCACCAUCAAGCUGAACCUGGAAAUCUCCUGGUAUCCGUUCGACGUGGAAGACGUGACCCCGUCCUCGGGCGCGGGGAGCAAAGCAGCCGCCCUGCAGAGGAGGAUGUCCAUCUACAGCCAGGGGACCCCGGAAACGCCCACCUUCAAAGACCACGCCUUCUUCUCGAAUCUGCCCGACGACACCUUGGAGAACGGAAAGGCCGCCCCGCAGAAAACGCCCCUGUCUCUCAGCUUCAGCGACCUGCCCAACGGGGACUGCGCGCGCCCCGCCGGCACGGGCUCCGCCAACCCCGAAAUCACCAUCACCCCCGCCGAGCGGCAGCCCGGCAGCCUGGCCUCCGAGAGCGAGGGCACCGACGACUCGGGCUCCGCCUCCUCCAGCGGCUCCUCGGGGAGCGGCCCAGGGCCCCGGGCCCCGCCGGAGGAGGAGCAGGAGCAGGAGGAGGAGGGCGCCGAGGGGCCGCGGAGCGCGGAGGCCGUGCGCGCGCCCGCCGGCGCCGUGCCCGAGCGCCUGUUCCUGGAGAGGGGCGUGGCCGAGGCGCUCCUGCAGGAGUCGGACGAGGCCUCGGAGCUGAAGCCCGUGGAGCUGGACACGUUCGAAGGCAACAUCACGAAGCAGCUGGUGAAGCGGCUCACCUCGGCCGAGGUGCCGGCGGUGGCCGCGGAGAAGCUGCUGUUCGAGGGCUCGGUCAGCGGGGAGUCGGACGGCUGCCGCUCCUUCCUCGACGGGAGCCUGGAGGACGCGUUCCACGGGCUUUUCCUCGCCCUGGAGCCGCACAAGGAGCGGUACAAGGAGUUCCAGGACCUGAACCAAGAAGUCAUGCACCUGGAUGACAUCCUGAAAUGCAAGCCCUCCGGGAGCCGCAGCUCGCCGUCCAGCCUGAGUCUGACGGUGGAGAGCGCGCUAGAGAGCUUCGACUUCCUGAACACGUCCGACUUCGACGAGGACGAGGAGGAUGCUGACGAGGGGGGCCCGGCUGGAGGAGGCGCCGACUCCGUGUUCUCAGACACAGAGACCGAGAAAAGCAGUUACAGGCCGGCGCACCCGGAGGCCAGGGUGCACGUGAGCGAGGCGCUGACCGAGGACACGGGCGUCGGGACAAGCGUGGCCGGCAGCCCCCUCCCGCUGACCUCGGGCAACGAGAGCCUGGACAUCGCCAUCGUGCGGCACCUGCAGCACUGCACCCAGCUCGUGCAGCAAAUCGUUUUCUCCAGCAAAACCCCCUUUGUGGCGAAAAAUCUCUUAGAGAAGCUUUCUAGGCAGAUCCAAGUGAUGGAGAAGCUUGCAGCCGUCAGCGACGAGAACAUAGGGCACAUCGAUUCUGUCGUGGAAGCCGUCCCCGAGCUCCACAAAAAGCCGUCGCUGCUCUCGUUCUGGACCCAGUGCUGCGGCCCGGCAGGCGCGUACCACAGCUCGGCCGCCAGGGUGGUCCGGCAGCUGGAGGCCAGCUUCGCCACGGCCGUCAACAGGGAGCACCCCGGACUCGCAGAUCCAGUGUUCCGGACGCUGGUGUCCCAGAUCCUGGACCGGGCGGAGCCCCUGCUGCCCUCCAGCCUGUCCUCAGAGGUCAUCACUGUGUUCCAGUACCACAGCUACUUCACCAGCCACGGCGUGAGCGACCUGCAGAGCUACCUGCACCAGCUGGCCCAGCAAGUCUCGCUGGUGCAGAGCCUGCCGUCGCUGAGGGACGAGAAGCUGCUCCAGGCGGUCGGCGGCCUGGCCGCCCGCAGCCUCCCGGCCCAGCAGGAGGCGCUCAGGACGCUGGCCCUGCUCCUCGCCGGGGGCCACAGCGACGUGAGCCAGGCCGUGCGGCUCCACCUGGCCGAGGCCGCCCGCAACGAGCACUUCCGGGAGAAGGCCGUGCUCUAUUACUGCGAAGCCCUGAGCGCGCCGGACGUGCAGCUGCAGAAGGCAGCGUGCCUGGCCCUGCGCAGCCUGCAGGCCACGGAAAGCAUUAAAAUGCUGGUGACACUGUGCCAGUCCAACGCUGAAGACAUCAGAAACGUGGCCUCGGAAACCCUCCUGUCUCUGGGGGAAGACGGGCGGCUGGCGUACGAGCAGCUGGACAAAUUCCCUCGGGAUGGUGUCGGCGUGGGAAGUCGUCCCGGGAUGGAAGUGGCCACGGCCUUCUAGCGACCGGCUGGCUCGGCCACGGAGCCGUCCAAACAAGGGCCUUUUGUGCCAGCGGGCGCUGUGACGGCCGGCCGGUCUCGGACUCGCAGCGGCCGCCGGCGCCAUCGGAAAUGGCCCUGCCCAGCCGCCCUCGGCGGGUUUCUCCGCAUCCCCGCCACCGGGGGCCAGGACGCGGGGCAUGUGCG
This is a messenger RNA of Pteronotus mesoamericanus, 3382 nucleotides long. It is a transcript of the gene RIPOR2, whose product is annotated as RHO family interacting cell polarization regulator 2. NCBI's taxonomy places the organism in Eukaryota, Metazoa, Chordata, Mammalia, Chiroptera, Mormoopidae. The transcript is spliced from 22 exons. The record is from RefSeq and is a predicted model, not a curated record. The coding region runs from base 63 to 3197 and encodes 1044 amino acids.